AUGGCGAAUAGAGUAAGAAGGAUGAUUCGUGAAGAAGUUGGGGAUGGAUACUUUUGUAUUCUUGUUGAUGAAGCACAAGAUGCAUCUAAGAGAGAACAAAUGACUAUUAUUUUGAGGUUUGUGAAUGGUCAGGGUAUUUUGACGGAACGCUACUUUGAUAUCAAAAGUGUCAGCGACACCACAUCAUCAAGUCUAAAAAAUGAGAUUGUAAAUGUUCUUGCUCAACAUGAACUUGAAGUGUCAAAAAUGAGAGGCCAAGGAUAUGAUGGUGCUAGUAAUAUGCGGGGCGCUUGGAAUGGACUUCAGGCAUUAUUUCUUAGAGAUUGUCCGUAUGCAUAUUACGUCCACUGUUUCGCUCAUCGAUUACAGUUGGUAUUGGUUUAUGCAGCUAAAGAAGUUGAUGUUAUUUGGGAGUUCUUUUCUCAUCUGGACAAUAUUAUCAACAUUAUCACUUCUUCCCCUAAGCGUGUUAUGGAGUUACAAUCUGCUCAAAGAAUUGAAAUUGAGCAAAUGUUAGCUAUCGGGGAGCGUGAGUCUGGAAGUGGAGCAAAUCAAGUAGGUAAUUUACAACGAUCAGGAGCAACUCGUUGGAGUUCUCAUUAUGACUCUAUAAAGAGCUUAAUAGAUAUGUAUAAUGCAACUUGCGCAGUGUUUGAAAAUCUUAGUGUUCAUUGUCCAAAUGGAAAAUCUCGAGGUGAAGUUCGUGGUACUUACAAACAUAUGAAAAGUUUUGAUUUCGUGUUUAGUUUGCAUUUAAUGCAUACCAUCAUUAGAAUAACCGAUGUUCUUUGUCAAGCCUUCAAAGGAAAUCUCAAGACAUUCUGA
Messenger RNA from Olea europaea var. sylvestris, 825 nucleotides. Its product is annotated as zinc finger MYM-type protein 1-like. The transcript has a single exon. The record is from RefSeq and is a predicted model, not a curated record. Lineage: Eukaryota; Viridiplantae; Streptophyta; Magnoliopsida; Lamiales; Oleaceae. Bases 1 to 825 code for a protein of 274 amino acids.